Molecule: messenger RNA, 3486 nt
Organism: Gambusia affinis (western mosquitofish)
Lineage: Eukaryota; Metazoa; Chordata; Actinopteri; Cyprinodontiformes; Poeciliidae
Product: IKBKB interacting protein
Exons: 3
Coding region: 310-1533 (407 amino acids)
Source: RefSeq, a predicted model, not a curated record
GGACUUAAGGCGGAACUAAAGACUCGCGCAACUACUAAUUUAUUAGUUGUUCUACUUUGCUACAAGUACAACAGUUUGAAUUUAAAUUGACCAAUUUCCAAUGAAGGCGGCACUUUUCCUGGGAGCAGUAGCGGUAACUUUAGCUAAUCUCCGCGGGUAAAAUCAGAUAUUUAUCGCUUAACUCACUAUGAAUUUGUCUUUAGGUGGGAUAUCCUGCUUAUGUCUGCUACAUAUGGAAUAACCGACUGUAUUUUUAAAGAUUAAAGCCACGUAACGAUAGUUUAACAGCGGGAUUUUUAUAACUGCGAAAUGCCUACGGAAAUUAAACAGAGGAAAAAGACGCAAUCUCAAAAGCAAAACGAUGAAAUGCCGCGAAAUUCACCUGCAAACGGUCAUGGUGAAGCACAAAAAGCGGAAGACGGAGAGAACAGUGAAGCAAAUAAAACGUCCUCACGUCCAGACAUUAAAGGUUUGAUGUGUUUACUGUCGCUAGUAGCAUGCGGAGUUUUGAGCUGGAUGGUGCUACACCAGAAUGAGAGGUUUUCUCUAAUGGAAGAAAAGUAUAAAGCUCUGCACGGGAAAACCUCCAGGCUGUUGGACAUGGAGGAAGAGAUGGUGAAAGUUUCCAAGAAGCUCGUUGCAUCCGAGGACGACCUUCAGGAGGCGCUCUCUACCGUCUCCACGACAACCAGACUCCAGAAGGACAUCUCCGCCCUCCACGCCAUCGCCAUGGCGAUGCAGACCGACGAGAACUCGGCGUCCCGCGACCUGCAAGCGGUCAACGCCCGCUUCCUGAACGUGACGGAGACGUGGCAGGAGCGGCUGGCCGCCGUCACCGCGGACCUGGCGGCCCUGAAGGCCGAAUCACGUGAGGCGCACGCCGGCGCCACGGAGCGGGUGAACGAGGCCGAGCGGAGGGCCCAAGCGUUGGCGAAAAGACUGGAGGAGCUGGAGGACGGCACGAAGAGGAACGCCCGCGUUCUGGAGCGGACAGAGGAGGACGAUGCCAAGCGGGCGCAGGAGCACCUGGACUGGAACACCAAGCAGAUCCACAAGCUGCAGGAGCAGAUCGGCAGCCUGAGCAAGAGGGAGGCCGAGCUGACCUCUGAACUCCAGGAGCAUAUCCCCCGCGCCCAGCAGUGCGAGGAGCAGCUGCCGAAGGUGGAGGAGGCGGUGCGCUCCAUCCUGAAGCUGAACGGCGACCUGAGCGGGGCGGAGAAGCGUUUGGAGGAAGUGACGCUGCAGGUGUUCGGCGCCGAGGACAACAUGCUGAAAGCUCUGAACGAGAUCCUGGACAUCAGGCAGGAGCUGGACCGCCUGCAAGCCCACAACAGCAUCCUGAAGAUGAAGAACGAGCUGUCCGUGGUCAAAGAGGCGGUCCGUGAACUCACCAUGGUACUGAGGGGAGACGGAGGAGGGACCCUGACCGCCUCCGGCACUUUGGAGGAUGAGGAGUGGAAGGACGAAGAGGAGGAGCCAUGGCCGGAGGAAGAGCUGAGCGAACUGACUGGACAUCAUCAUGAUGACUUUUAGGGCUGAAACGAUUAAUCGUGAUUAAUCAGGUUUUACAGUUAAAACUCUAAAAAGUGUUUGAUACUUUGUAGAACCGUUUUUGUUGCAGUCAAAGUUGAAUCCUUCUCUGAUCAGGUGGAUGUGCAGCUUUAGCUUUUUCUAGUUCUGAAACAAUUAAUUGUGAUUAAUCCUUUUGUUUUUUUAAAGUAAUGGUCAACUAAUUUUGCUGCAAAAAUACAAAAUCUUACCACGUAUUUUUGGUCUAGUUUCUAGUGUAAAUAUCUUAGUAAACUUGAAAUAAGACAAAAACAACUUACAAGUUACUUUUUAGCAAGAUAUCGUUUACUUAAAACAAGUAAAUAAUUCCUUAAUAUUGAUGAAUAAGUCCUUGUGCCAUUGGAAGAUUAUUUAAGACAUUUUCAUAUGUUAUAAGUUAAUUUAUUUGCCAAUAGAACAAGUUCUUUUUAAUCACUAUUUACUUAAAAUAAGCCCCUACAUCCUGCUAAAAAGUUGCUUGUAAGUUAGUUUUGUCAUAUUUUCACUAGAAACUAGACCAAAAAUACUUAUUAAGAUUUUGUGUUUUUGAGGGAUAGUAAUGAAUUAAUCGCUAACUGAAGUAUAGAGACUCCAAAAAAGUCAAUUUGCUGAAAGAACAACAUACUCAGAGCAGGAAUUAAACCAAAAUUGUACAGAAAAUAUAAGAAUUUUUCAUUUAAGACAAAAAAAAAUCUGUUGUCUCCUUUGUUGUUAGUUUCAGCUUCACUCUGUUACAAACCAUGUUUUGUAACAGAGUUACAACAGAGUAACAGAGUCCAGUUAUUAAUCGGUUAAUCCAAAAAGUAAUAAAUACAUCAGUCCUACAAUGUGUUAAUGUAAAGUCAAGCAGAAAAGUCUGAGCUUUUCAUAUGUUGAUGUUUGAAGUAUUUAUUUUAGCUGCAAAUAAGAGUUCCCUAAAGAAAUGCUGUUAUAAAAUUUUAGAUAAUAAAAUGUUCAUGUUCUUCUUUAAACAUGGAAUUGAAUUAUUUGCAUUUUUAAUAUUGUAUAAAAAGGUUUAAAUGAAAAAUCUGCAGAAUAAUUGACGGAUUAAAUAACAAAAAUAUUUUUUACUGACGUUACAGAAUGACUGCUUUAAAGGAGGAUCGCCAAUGUCCUUUUCUAAUGUUUAGUUUGCUCAAGUGUUUUAUUUUGCUUAUUGUUACUGCACACAGUUCAUAGCACUGAUAAAACAUUGGAUGUCAGUCAUACAGAUGUCAAAAGCAACACUUUUAUUAUUUUUCAUUUAUUUUCAAGCACUGAAAAAUUUAAUUUUGCUUGAGUUGAUUCAAUAAAAAAUAAUUUUAGAAAGAAAAAUAAAACCAAUUGAAAAGAUGAUUUUUUUCUCACUGUCUGAAGUUAAAUCAGACUAAAUUUCUUCUGUUUUAGGUUAUUGAGUUACCAAAAUUAUUUAUAUUUACUAAGUGCCAGAAAACUUAUAGAGAAUAUUUUUAAAGAAAUCUUUUUCUUACUUUCUUUGUAUAUUGUGUUUUUGGUUUUUUUGUAUUGAAUUUGAGCAAGAAUGUCUUUUGCCAAUGACUUGUUUGAGUUGUUUCGAUAUAAUGAAUAUUUAUUCUUAAUUUUUCAGUGACUCAUUGAUCGGUGUAAAUGAAAUAAAAAUUGUUUUUUCACUUUUUUGUUGUUAAAUUUGUGUUUUGUUCCCAGACCAGUCAGGUUUAUAGACAUUUGAAAAUGUAAAAUCUUGUUAUAUUUUAGUUUAUCUUGUUCCUGCUGUAGGAUAUAGAAUAAUACCACAAAACAUAAAUAAAAGUAACAAAUGAAAUCAUAUAAUAGUGAAUUGAAACUGUCUCUACUUUUAGUUCAUUUGCUUUGUUUUUAGUCCAGUUUGGUACUGGAAAAGUUUGAAAACUCACCUUUAAAAUUCUUGAAUUGUACUGUGUAAAAAGAGAAAAAGUCUUUUUUUUUUUUUUAUUUCCUCCC